GAGAGGCGGGGGAUUGCGAACAGACUGACUGGAGGACUUGAGGUCUUCUGCGGUCUCAGUCGGAGCGGACGGUACUGAAAUAGGUCGGAAAAAGUUUCUCUGGAGUACCUCUGCCGUCGACACGGAGCACCGGAGACACCACGGGAGUUGUGCUUUCCUCAAGUCAGAUAUGAGGAUCUCUGCAGGCCUGGGUUGCUGAGCAGCUGAGGUCAGAGUUCAAGUACUUGUUCCAACAGACAUGGCUGACAGAGAGGCGCUGCCCAUCGCUCCGGGCCAGGUCUACAUUGAGGUGGAAUAUGACUACGAGUACAAGGCCAAAGACAAGAUGGUGACUAUCCGGCAGGGAGAGUGUUAUAUGCUGGUGAAGAAGACCAAUGAGGACUGGUGGCAAGUGAGAAAGGAGGAGGGCACAAAGGCGUUUUAUGUACCGGCGCAGUACGUCAGGGAGGUGCGCAGGGCUCUCAUGCCCCCCCAGAAACCCGCUUUGAGGGCCAAGCCCACUGUUUUGGAUAUCUGCCGGGCGUCCAAUGAAAACCUCAACAGGCCUCAGCCAGAAAUGUCCAGCUUUGGACGCCCGUCACCUUCCUCCACCCCCUCUCCAUCCUCUGAUCGCAUCACACCCCCUGUACUGCCCAAGGAUGCUAACCAGAACAUGGGGAGUCCCCACCACUGCAAAUUGGUGGCUGAAUUGGUACUUCUUCACAACAACAACAACCAUCACCACCCCAACAAUUCCACGUUGCCACGGACACGGGCUGAUUCCCCAACCCCGAAAUUAGGGAACAACCACAAAAGCCCAGAUGGUGACAAGAUGUCCCCUCCAAGUGAGCUGCCAGGAGAGGGGCUGAACAAGCUCCGCAACGACUCGGAGUCUGGGGACGAGCUGAGCAGCAGCUCCACAGAACACAUGCAGACAACGUCACCCACAGGUCAGGGUCGGUCUGACUCACCUGUCUACACCAACCUCCAGGAGCUGAAGAUCUCUCAGUCCAGCUUGCCUCCCAUCCCCUCAGGCUCCCCAAUCCACAUCCUGGGUGACUGGGAGACCCACAAAGAUCUGAGCGGCAGGCACUUCUAUUACAACCGGGCCACCGGGGAACGGACCUGGAAGCCACCACGCACCAGGGAUACUAGCAGCAGCACCAGCAGCAUCCGAGGAGACAACCAGUGCCCAGCGGAGAGUGAGCCACUGUCCUCAGAGGAAAACUGCCACAGCACCCACUCCAGUCAGUCUGACAGCCAGUAUGGAUCACCCCCUAGAGGCUGGUCUGAAGAGCUGGAUGAACAUGGACACACCCUCUAUGUGUCUGAAUACACGCAGGAGAAGUGGAUAAAACAUGUGGAUGAGCAAGGUCGACCCUACUACUACAGUGCUGAUGGCUCCAGGUCAGAGUGGGAAUUGCCGAAGUACAAUAUCUCCCCUCAGCCCGGUGAAGUUCCCAAGAGUCGCAGCCUGGAGAGAAAGCCGGAUCCCAUUGUCCUCACUAAGUGGAGGCACAGCACCUAUGUCUUAGACCUCAGUGACAAGGAGUGUGCUCCGGCGCCUAAGCAGAGCUCUCCAGACUCUGACUCCUGCCCCUCAUCUCCUAAGCACCCCUUGACCCCUUCCGAGAAGUGUGGCGUUCUCAAUGUCACCAAAAUCACAGAGAACGGAAAGAAAGUCAGGAAGAACUGGACGUCCUCAUGGACUGUGCUGCAGGGAUCAUCCCUGCUCUUUGCAAAGGGUCAGGGGGGCAGCACCAGCUGGUCAUACUACCGCAGUGACUCUAUCCCAGAGCUGCUCCUCACACUUCUUAGCAGCUGGAAGCACUCGGUCAAGCCCCGUCCCGCUGUCUCCUAUGUGAACUGUAGGCCUGGUCAGGCUGCCACUAAGUUUGGCAGCAAUCAGUCGAAGCCGGAGUUCACUGUGGAUCUGCGCGGGGGGUCAGUGGAGUGGGCCUCCAAGGACAAAUCUAGCAAGAAGCACGUCAUUGAGCUGAAGACCCGUCAAGGCACAGAGCUAUUGAUCCAGUCAGAGAUCGACAGCGUCAUCAGUGACUGGUACCGCGCCCUUACAGAGACCAUCAACACACAUGCUUGGGAGUCAGAUGAGGCCAUUGAGGAGGACAUGCCUGAGUCUCCGGGAGCUGAAAAACAGGACAAGGAGAAGGAUCACCGGGACACCAAGAAGAGCAGAGCAAUGAAAAACUCUGUGAGCAUGGACUCGUCAGACCAGAAGAAAACCAGGAUGAAGCUCAAGAAGUUCCUGACACGUCGACCCACAUACCAGGCUGUCCGAGACAAAGGAUACAUCAAAGAUCAGGUGUUCGGCUGCAGUCUGACCAGUCUGUGUCAGCGGGAGAACACAUCAGUGCCCAACUUUGUCAAAAUGUGUAUCGACCAUGUGGAGAACACAGGUCUCAAUAUCGAUGGCUUAUAUCGAGUGAGCGGGAACCUGGCGGUGAUCCAGAAGCUUCGCUUUGCUGUGAAUCAUGACGAGAAGGUGGAUCUCAAUGACAGUAAGUGGGAGGACAUCCACGUCACCACCGGAGCUCUCAAGAUGUUCUUCAGGGAGCUUCCAGAGCCACUGUUCACAUACGGAUCCUUCAAUGACUUUGUGAAUGCCAUCAAAUGUUCAGACUACAAACAGCGAGUGAAUUCAAUCAAAGACUUAAUCAAGAAGUUGCCAAAACCCAACCACGACACAAUGCAAAUCCUCUUCAAACACCUGAGGAGGGUGGUAGACCACGGAGAGGCCAACCGUAUGACCACACAGAGCGUGGCCAUCGUGUUCGGACCCACGCUGCUGAGGCCCGAGACGGAGACGGGCAACAUCGCGGUCCACAUGGUCUACCAGAACCAGAUAGUGGAGCUUAUACUGCUCGAGUAUGAAAGUAUUUUCAGUAGGUAGAGGUUGCCCACUCAGGAAGAGGAUGCCACACAUUUCCCCUCCUCUCUUUUUUUUUUUUUUUGGACUGAACUGAACAUUGCUGUGGACCAAGCAGAAAAAAAUUACUAAAGUGUUGCACUUAAAGAAUUUUUGGACAUGAAUUCAAAGAAAAAAACAAAGCGUCUAAAUCUCACCCACUUUUUCAGUUGCCAUUCCUGCUGCGAGUAGCAGGCCGGAUGAGGUUUUCAGAGUGUUGCUGUGAUGAUGUGUGGAUGUCAGUGUGAUUUGGUGGAUUUGAGUAUUCAGGUGUUUUUCACAUACACUGGAUCCCAGUGGCCAGUAAUUAAAGCGGAGCUGCUCGCCCCUCCCAGUGGAAUCCGACCGGACUUGCAGAUUGCAGCAAAAAAAAAAAAAAAAAGAAGUGUUAAAAGCUGAAGAGGCAACCUCCUGAUCUCCCUAAAAUAAACUGGAUCCGGUUUCUGUGUCGUGGAGCUUUGUUUGUGACGUGUGAGCCCUUUGUGCUUUUGGAUGAGGUGGAAAAAUAAUCAGUGUUAAGCUAACAGACUGUCUUUUGGCACUUGGAUGAACUGGAAUUACAGAUCAACUUCCCACUUACCUUAGUGACAUCAUCACCUCCCCCCUUCAACCAGUGUCGGCAUUAAUCCUUUGACACACAAGCGUGCGGAGUGAAGUAAACGGCAGAAAAGCCGAGCAGAAGCAUCGCCGUCUCGCCAUGUGGUAACAAAAUGUGUGUCGUGUAGUCUAACGUGCUUUGGUAACAUUUCUGUUAAGCUCCCCGGGGGGGGUGGGGGCUCAUCACCCGUGUUAAACUUCAGUGGCGAAACUUCCUGGUGUUACUGGAAAACAAGGAAGUGGACUUCUGGGAACUUCGGUGUUACCAUCACACAUGAAUUUGCUGACCCUUCUCCUCACUUAAGCUAAUAUUAAAGAGUGUCCAGAGAAGCGGAGCGGUACUGAGGACAUCGCGUGGGAGCCUUUAAAUCCUUUCAGAGCGCAUGUACAGGGGAAGAAAGUAGCUGUUAAACUGUUCUAGUGACUGGGGUGUGUAUGCUUUGAUGGUGAACCAGUGAAAGAUUUUGAUUUUGUAAAUUCAAAUGAAAACAUGGGAAAUACAGAUUGUGAAAAGGAAAAAAAAAAAAAAAACAUGACCGACUGUUACUUUUGUUUGCAGGUGUAUCUGGAGUGUUUGCGCAUGGUCAGCUGCACAUUUUGAAUGUACUUUUCAGGCUAACUGCUGUUUGUGAAACUGCUAUGUCUAAUAAAAAAAAACAAGACAAA
Messenger RNA from Archocentrus centrarchus (flier cichlid), 4168 nucleotides. Its product is annotated as Rho GTPase activating protein 12b. Gene Ontology annotation, biological process: signal transduction; regulation of GTPase activity. The record is from RefSeq and is a predicted model, not a curated record. Gene Ontology annotation, molecular function: protein binding. Gene Ontology annotation, cellular component: cytoplasm. The coding region runs from base 239 to 2890 and encodes 883 amino acids. The transcript has 19 exons. Lineage: Eukaryota; Metazoa; Chordata; Actinopteri; Cichliformes; Cichlidae.